CUCGGGAUGUUUCAGGCUGAAACCAAACACCUGCAAAUGUGUCAAGUGCGUUUCGGCUGAAUUCACUGCCAUUAAACUUCACAGGACUCGGUUCAGUUCACAUUCAGGCAGCACAGAGGUAAAGAAAAAGAAAAAAACACUCAGAUUUUUUUUUUUAUCGUGAGAGCCGCUUUAAUGCUUGUUGUGUUGACUGCUGUGGAGUCAGUCGUAGUUGAAGUUGGUUUUUCAGUGAGAAACCUGAACCCUCAAAGGAGGUGACAACCGCUCACACUGAGUCAGCAGCAUGUUGAAGCUCGGCAGAGGAACUGCUUCUAAUGAAACACACAGACUCUUAAAUUAUGUCAAAAUAACCAUGGCAUGAUUAAUAAGUUAUGUGUGAAAAUGAAAAUAAGUUAUACGUAUUGUUACAUUUUAGAAUACAAUACUAGGCCGUAUUUUAUUGUUUGUAUUUUGUGAGUUUUAUAUUGCAUCAAUUUUCGCAGUCAAGUAAUUAAUAGAAUAAAAUGUAAAACGUUAUUAUCUGAAAUAGACGGUCCCAACCUCAAUAUUUAAAUGUGUGAGGUGAAUUUAAAACAGCAAUUGUUUUUUUUUUUUGUUUGUUUUUUUUGUACGGGAAAGCACUUCAUUUCCGCAGCUGUUGCUUUCAAUGUGCUAUAUGAAUAACUGUGACUUGACUUGAAACAAGAUGAAGUUGUAUAUAAAAGCAUUAAACUGAGAUAUAAAAAAAAUGUUUUUUAAAAGUAGUAGAGUAGCUACUUCAACACUUAAACAAAUGUGAGUAAGCCGAUACCAAGAUAUUCAGCUGUUUGUCAAGUUUAAAGUUCCUCACUGGUCAUUUAUUAAGCUCCUACAACUUCAUCUCUUUGUAUCAAAGUUGCAGAUUUAGAAGUUUAGAAAAUAUGACAAAACUAAAAGAUUCCUCACAGGUGAAAUUUACAUCUUAAAUGAGGUAGAUGUCUUCUAUUUGAGUGAGAAAAAACUUCCUUCCCUAAAGUUUCUCAGAUGGCUUCCUAUGUCGUCCUGCCUCUCUCUCCACUCACCUGUUCAUCACUUACUGCAGCUGGAGCACACCAGCUCACCUACAACACUACACAAACACUGUGCUGCUGCUCUACCCUAUGCAAAGUUGUUUACUUUGGAAUAACUCAGAUAUACUAGGUAGAAGAAAAUGAUGGAGACUGUUCCAUCCUGCAAGCCGAGAGGGUUAGCUCCUCGGGUUUGUUUCAUAUUAAACCCUGGAUGUCAGAAUCUGUGUGUAUGGGUAGUGGGAAGUGGCAAAAAUUUUACCAAGAUCAACUCAAAACAGCCAAGAAAAUUUAUCCACAGCCCCAACAAAUGAACUUCAGAAAUGAGCAGAAAAAUCUUAAAAACAGUGUUCUUGAAUCUGACAGAGUCUGAUGCAGAAAGGUUUCAGUUGUUACAUGGCAGCAGCUGGCAGAUCAGACCAUGAGUUAGUCCCCUGACUGAGCUGACUACUCGUCUCUGUUUUUCUGCACUUUGGGGCCUCCUCCUAUAGCCGGGACUGCCUUCUUUUUUUCUUUUGAGAUUAUACACUUGGGCUGGAAGUGAGGGUGUCAAACAGGUUGUCUCCGCCCUUCAGCUCAGACAUGCUCUAUCUAUCUAUCUAUCUAUCUAUCUAUCUAUCUAUCUAUCUAUCUAUCUAUCUAUCUAUCUAUCUAUCUAUCUAUGUUAUCGUGACUUAGCUUCUUUUCUGAUUUCCAUUGUUUCUUGCCCUGCCUCAGUUAUAUUUUCUAGAGCUAUUUUAGUAUUUCCAGUAAUACAGAUUUCAGUCACACUGACUUAUUUCAAGUUGUUUUGUUGAUCCAGUGACGGUAGUCAGGUGGUGACAUAGUAUUUACUGAGGUUCUAAGGUGGAAAUGCUCACAUAUGUUGAGAAAAAACACACCAUAUGGACAUGUUGAAGUAAAAGUAAAGAGUAAAACCUAAAAAAAGAUUUUUACUCGAGGCAGUCUUUGACAGAUUCACUAAACUAUAUUUUUGGAUAGUCCCAAUGGUAAAGCUUUUUUUCUUGUCCCUUGUGUACUUCAUUUGCCAGCAGCCUGUGCUCUGUUCUUUAUAACCCUCAUUUCCAAGCAUCCUUGAAGAAAGACAAGAUCUUCAGAAGGAGACCUACGGCUUUAUCUUCUGGACAGAUGGGAGUGAAGAGGCUUCAUGGAAGUCUGCUGCUACUGGCUGUGUGGCUGUGGAGCGUGUUGGUAGCUCAGGUGCACAGCUGUCCAGAUGCCUGCAGGAAGUGUUCAGGGCCAGAAAAUGACCAAUGUGAGGAAUGCAGAGCUGGAUGGACACUCCAUAAAAACACCUGUGUAGAUAUCGAUGAGUGUGGCACUGAGCUGGGUAACUGUUUGCCAAACAGUUACUGCUUUAACACAGAAGGAUCCUUUGAGUGCAGAGGCUGUGAUGCGGCCUGUGUGGGCUGUAUGGGUAGUGGACCGACUCGCUGCAGAAAAUGUGCCUCAGGGUACAGACUGGCAGGGUCCAAGUGUUUGGAUAUAGAUGAAUGCAGUGACCGCGUACUUGCCUGCCAUGGUCUGGAUGAAAUUUGUACCAACACAGAAGGUUCGUUCCGCUGUGACUGCGCUGAAGGAUUCAUCCGCAAAGAAGGAGUUUGCGUGAGGAAGCAGCAGCCUGUCGUCCAGGAGAAAGGUCUGUUUGAGGAUAUCCAGGAUGAGGAGGUGGAGGUGCUGCAGCAGAUGUUUUUCGGGGUUGUGCUUUGUGCUCUGGCCACACUUGCAGCCAAAGGAGAUAUGGUCUAUACGUCUGUGUUCAUGGGAGCAGUGGCAGCCAUGGCGGGUUACUGGCUUUCUGACAGAGGAGACCGUUUGAUUGACAGCUUCCUGAAGGGACGCUAAAGCUCCAAAAUAUGAGAAAAAGGACAGUUCUUAUGUGCCAGGGCAUGCACCACUGCUCAGCAAGCUCAGACAAAGCAGGUGAGUCUUCCAGUGCAGUCAUAUGUAUACUGACAGUCAAUAGAAACUUUGAGGUGGAAAUGUACACAGAAUUCUACAUGUAGGGGGGUUGUAAUUAUUCAUUGUGGAUUUACUGAUGAUCUAGUGCCCUGGUAGUUGAGAUAAUGAUGAGUUGUCAUUUUGUCAUGAUUCAUUGCACAUGGGUUGGUCACUUUGCAAAAGUGAACCAAAUACACACCAAGCAAUACUCAGUGAGUAUCUGCACAAUUUGAGAAUGGGUUUUGAAGGCCUAUAUGAAGGCCCAAAAAAGGCCACCAUUGUUAGUCCAGUGAACAGCAUCAUGCCGCGUCUAUCACAUGAACAACGUCUCCGGGCACUGGGUAUGGUGGAGGCCGGUUUGAGCUACAGUGAUGUAGCCAGGCGUAUGGGCUGUUCCCAAGCCACAAUCAGAAGCCUGGUCCAAAACAUGCGCCGAUGGAUUGCUGCCUGCAUCGAAGCAAAUGGAGGCCAUACUCGGUAUUGACUGUUGUGACUUUGUGUUUGGCAGGUGCUGUUUUCUUUUGUGAAAUUCUUUAUUUUGAAAUCAUCUUGAAACUUUAGAUUUUUGUUUAUGUAUGCCAAUAUGCUAAACAAAUGAUUCAUAUGAAGAAAAUCCAGUUUCGGGCUUCAAAAUAAAAAUUAUGUUGAAAAAUAUGGUCUCAAAGUUUUUAAUGACUGUCAGUGUAUUUUGGACAAUAUAUGUUGUUUAAAAAAGACUUGGUUGCUGCAGCUUUUUAUCAUUAUUACACAAGCUAAAGUUAGAGGCAGGAUAAAAUAGCUUUUAAUAACUGUGUUUGAUUGUGCUUGCUUUUUGGGAAUGAUGUACAUUUGCAAACUAAAUGCCUCGAAAGUGAGAAAACAACCAUAUGUUCAAAAUCUUGAAAGCAGACAGAAGAAAUUCAAGAUAAGAUAAGCUAAAAUAAACUUUAUUGAUCCCACAGUGGGGAAAGUUCACUGUUACAUCAUCUCCAAAGGAGAAAAAAAAAGUAUAAAGGCAGUACAAGAAGAGAGAGGACCUCUUUCUGCUGUAGCUACUACACAUACUGCCCUAGUUGAGGUUUUAGGAGGAAUAUUCCUUUUAACCAGCCCCUCAGGUCUCUUUGAGGAUUUUGGAUGGAAUACUCGGGUAAACUAGCCUAGCCGCGCUAGACAACCCACGGCAACAAAUUUAAUUCUCUGCCAGGGUGGGUCUUGUUACCCUCCAUAAGGCUCGAGGUUGGAUGCUCCUAAAACUGACCGACGAAUCACCAUGAAGUGUAGAGUCAGAAGGCGGGCGUAACUAAGUGACGACAGAGGCGCGACGAUUCUGACAGAAACAACCAGAAACAACCAUAGAAACAAGGAUAGACAAGAAGAUGGCUGCGCACAAUAAACAGUUAUCUUUUGAUUCGACUUUGUCCACAGCCCUUAAAGAUUUGAAGCUAAAAUUCAACUUGAAAGAUAAACAAAGGAUAAGAUAAGAAAGAUAAAUAAGGCUUCACCGAACUACCACAUCCUCUGAUUUCCGGCGCUCUAUGAACUACAUCAGCCUAUUUGUUGCGCUGAUUGGUUGUAUACCUACCCAAUUGCUGCAGAGUGAUUUGAAAGACAACCUUUUAGCCCGCCUCCCUCCCUGUCGAGAGUUCCUAGACCCUUGCGUUUUCAGACCUGGGUCUAGCGCGGCUACGCUACGGUUAAACCAACAUUUUAGGUGCAUGUCCAGGGAUUUUUGGUGGAAUAUUCCUUUUAUGAGGACCUCGUAGGUGGAAUACUUCCUGAAACCAACCUUGUAGGGCACCAUUAAAAGAUUUAAGGUGGAAUAUUCAUUUAAACCAAACUAAAUUUCAUGUUUUGAUCAUUAUCAAGUGAGAAACCUCAAUCCAGACUCCUCAUAAUGACGUUUGAGAUUUAUGCUGCUGUUAUUUGUUUAGUCCAGACUAAAUGACAGAAAUCCACAACUGUAAUUUUAUUUCAGGACUCAAUUAUUAAAUGCCAAAACAAUCCAUGUGACUCUAAAAACUCAACAGCUUUACAAACUCUAAGAUUAAACUCUCCACAAGGAUCCAAAAUAAGUUGGACUUCUACAUGAGAGCUUCAAUUAUUCUUCAUCAACUUCCUGAAAAGUUUGGACAAUAAAAAAGACAAAAACUAAUAUUUUCAGCUGAACUAAAGACAGACUUUGUGAUUUUUCUGCUCACAUGUUGUGUUGUUGUAAACUUACUCUUUCAAAUAAGUAGCCUCCUAACCCCCUUGAAACCAGCGUUUGUCCUGUUUUUGUGUUGCUGCUCGGCAACCCCAGACAGCUGGUUGUUAUGUUUUUUGAGCAACACACCAUACUAUGACAUUUUUACAGUGAAGGUUCUACUAUGGAACCAGUUUGAUAUGUUCAGGGGUUUCUUUGUGUAAAAACUCAGAGAUUUCAGGUAUCAGAAGGUGGUUUUCAACUUUCUUUGUUAACUUUCUGCUUCAACUUUAAACUAAAUUUACUUCACUAAGCCAGCCCUCUGGACUUCCAGUAAGCUGUGUUCCUAUUGACUGUCCAGGUGGCUGAUUGGUGUUAUCAGGAACACCUGAGCAGCUCAGUCUCUUCCUGCUUUAUGUCUGCAGUCAAACAUUUCCUCUGCUUCUCUUCACUGAACCUUGUCUCCGUUGCUUUAGUUUGUUCUUUAGGUGUCGGCUUGCAGCUUCCAGUAGUGAAAUUGUCUUUAAUGUGUUUCUUGGUGUGUUUUAGGGCUUUGUACUGAAUAGGUGUCUUGGUAAAUGUGGUUAUUUAGCCACAGUUAGCACAUGGUGCUAAUGUGUGCAGUGAUUAGUGGAUUUGGUGCAGCUGAGCUGUGUCUUUGUCUUGGCUGUAGUGAGUCUUUAGAGGUUUUUGGUCAGACACAUUCUGUGUUCUUGUUUGUGAACCAACGUUGGUUGUCCAGAAGGUAAGAGUUCCUGUCCUGAUUCUCUGUUUAAAGAGGUUCUCUGGUAGGCUGCAGGAGACUUUAGUGUUUGUGUUGUGCUAGUUUGGUUUUUGUAUAGUUUCAUUUGGACGACUAUCUUGAGGCUCCUCCAUGUGGUUUAGUGAGGUUUUCUGGAACAGUUCUACAAAGCAACCUGCAGCAGAAGAGACUUUGAGAGUUUUUAGGAAGUUCUAGAGACCAGACUUUAGAGCAGCACAAACAUUUGUCAACAGUUUGAGCAGGAGAAGGUGAGCUUCAGAGUAGAAAUGAGAAGGAAACCUUCUUGACCCGUGUGGUGAGGUCCUGUACCAAGAGUUUGAGCAGGUUGUGAAGAGUCUGUAGUUCUUUGGUCUGAAAGCACAAGAGUCGACUCAUGAAAGGAGAAAACGGGAGAUAUUGUUGGUUCUUCUGUCGAUCUGCAGUUUCCAGUUUCUUUAGAAUGAAUAUCAAGUUUCUAUUAAAUGAUUUACUGUGUGAGCCCAAGAAGACUUCAAUAAACUCCCAUCUGCUGGACACAACAUAUAUUACCAUGUUAAAUCUUUUUUUUUUUUUUUAAUAUAUUUUUGAGUUUUAAUCAUAGGUUUUUGUCUUUGCUUGUUUAAUUUUGUCAUCUGUGUGAAA
Molecule: messenger RNA, 6511 nt
Organism: Acanthochromis polyacanthus (spiny chromis)
Lineage: Eukaryota; Metazoa; Chordata; Actinopteri; Pomacentridae
Gene: creld1a
Product: protein disulfide isomerase Creld1
Exons: 5
Coding region: 2154-2870 (238 amino acids)
Molecular function (GO): calcium ion binding
Source: RefSeq, a predicted model, not a curated record